Messenger RNA from Oncorhynchus gorbuscha (pink salmon), 5832 nucleotides. RefSeq names its product serine/threonine-protein kinase BRSK2-like. Gene Ontology annotation, molecular function: tau-protein kinase activity; ATP binding; protein serine/threonine kinase activity. Gene Ontology annotation, biological process: microtubule cytoskeleton organization; intracellular signal transduction; protein phosphorylation. NCBI's taxonomy places the organism in Eukaryota, Metazoa, Chordata, Actinopteri, Salmoniformes, Salmonidae. The record is from RefSeq and is a predicted model, not a curated record. The transcript is spliced from 20 exons. Bases 1309 to 3504 code for a protein of 731 amino acids. Gene Ontology annotation, cellular component: cytoplasm.
GGGGAGAGUGAAAAAAUAAAACGGUUUUGCGGCCAGAAGGGAGGCUAUCCCGUAACGGAUUGUGGAUGCAAAGAACUUCGACAGACAAGCAGAUAUUUUUUGAAUCGCUUCUGAAGCUACAUCUUUCUGUACAAGGACACCGGUGAAGGAUGAAUCUUGAAACCAGCGGCGGCAGGAGCGCGAACGGGGAUGCUGUGAUAUGGCCAUAGACGGCGAGGGAGGGAGAGAGCAAGGGAUAGAAGGGAGGAGGGAGGAGAGUACUACGCCAGCUAAAUAUUGUCAUUUUUUGUAGAACCACGAUUUAUUACAACCAUCCAAUCGAGCAUUUUACAUAAUAGAGAAAACGAUUAUUUCUCGAAAUAAAAAAAUAUUUUGGUCUGAACAGAAACGCAAGGUGAAAUUGUUGACAGACGUUGACUGGAGAAUACAGAUAAAAAUAAGUGUAGGCUAGUCCGAACGGGUGUGGAUAGCAGGGUGGCUGUUUUGACUCUCUGUCCCCCCUCUAUUUCAUGAUACCAGGCCCUGGGAUAAUCCGAAGAGUGCACCGGAUAUUGGGAAAACCACCCAUCUGAGGCUAAAACGGAAUAUUACUAUUCAUAUAGCCUAAAGGGCGGAGCAGAGAUAGUUUUACAUACCAAAAUGGGAUAACAAGAGGUGGAGGGAGACUAAAAUAUGUUACGAUAAUAAGAUUCUUUACAAAUGCCAUUAGUAUGUUUUUAUAAGGAUCACUGAUGACAGUAACGGGUGUAGGCUAUGGGGUGCAGAAUUGUGUGCAAUCUAGCCGUUACAUGGAGCCUAUCUGAUUCAAUCAUUUUUGAUAGGCUAUUGCAGCUCCUUACAUCUAUCUGCCUGUACUAAUAUUAACAAUAGGACACAUUUAUUUCGUAUGUUAAUAAUAAUUGUAAUUCAUAAUAACUGGCAUCAUUUUGGACUUCUCAAAUAUGCACCUGUCAAUCUCCCUACGAAUUUCUCUCUUCCACUUUCUAACAUCCCAUUAUUUAAUUCCUGUUUAGUUAAUUCACGGUCGUUGAUAAUAAACUGGAGUUUACCGAAUUUAUAUCACGGUAACCGCAUAGAAAAAGGCAAGUGCAUGGGAGUAGCCCAGCCUAGACGAUAGGCCACGAAAUUGUCAUCACGACUACAACCGCUCUCUCCAUUCCUCCCUGUGAUAAUAUCGCUAGGCGUCUGUAAUGCUAUUACCGUGGAGCUGUUCUACCCCGAGGACCGAUAGCUAUAAAUUCCUAUUGAAAACAACAGUAAUUUGAUCUCCUUAUCAUCAUAUAAUAUCGCCUUCAACGCACGGACAUCAUGACAAGCAAGGAGCUGUCCGUAGGCCAGUCGGCCCAAUACGUCGGGCCUUACCGGUUGGAGAAAACCCUUGGGAAGGGGCAGACAGGUUUGGUGAAGCUGGGAGUCCACUGUAUUACGGGACAGAAGGUGGCCAUAAAGAUUGUGAACCGAGAGAAGCUGUCUGAGUCUGUCCUUAUGAAGGUGGAGAGGGAGAUAGCUAUUCUAAAACUAAUAGAGCACCCUCAUGUGCUGAAGCUGCAUGAUGUUUAUGAGAAUAACAAAUACCUGUAUCUGGUGUUGGAGCAUGUUUCAGGAGGAGAGUUAUUUGACUACCUGGUGAAGAAGGGCAGACUGACACCUAAAGAGGCCAGGAAGUUCUUCAGACAGAUCAUCUCAGCACUGGACUUCUGCCACAGCCACUCUAUAUGUCAUAGAGACCUGAAGCCUGAGAACCUGCUCCUGGAUGAGAAGAACAACAUCCGCAUCGCUGACUUUGGCAUGGCCUCCCUACAGGUGGGGGACAGCCUGCUAGAGACCAGCUGUGGAUCUCCUCACUAUGCAUGUCCAGAAGUUAUCAGGGGGGAGAAGUAUGAUGGUCGCAGGGCAGAUGUAUGGAGCUGUGGCGUUAUUCUCUUUGCACUGCUGGUGGGAGCUCUACCCUUUGACCAUGACAACCUGCGCCAGCUCCUUGAGAAGGUGAAGAGUGGGGUGUUCCACAUGCCCCACUUCAUCCCCCCAGACUGCCAGGCCCUGCUCAAAGGAAUGAUUGAGGUCAACCCUGACAAGAGACUCACGCUAGAAGCAAUACAAAAACACUCAUGGUAUCUUGGUGGUCGUAACGAGCCGUGUCCGGAGCAGCCUCCUCCCAGACGUGUGUGUGUGAAGAGGAUUGUGUCACUGACAGAGCUGGACCCCGAUGUACUGGACAGCAUGCACUCUCUUGGCUGCUUCAGAGACCGGGGAAAACUGACCCAGGACCUGCAGUGUGAGGAAGACAACCAGGAGAAGAUGAUCUACUACCUCCUCUUGGACAGGAAAGAGCGUUACCCCAGCUGUGAGGACGAAGACCUGCCGCCCAGGAAUGAUAUAGAUCCCCCUAGGAAACGGGUGGACUCUCCCAUGCUGACCCGUCAUGGCCGGUGCCGGCCAGAGAGGAAGAGUCUGGAGGUGCUGAGUGUGACGGAGCAGGGCUCCCCCACACCCACGCGCAGGGCGCUAGACACCUCCGCACACAGCCAGAGGUCUCGUUCAGUCAGUGGAGCUUCAACAGGGCUCUCAUCAAGUCCUCUCAGCAGUCCCAGGGUAAGUCACGUCACCCCUCAGGGGUCUCCACUCCCCACCCCCCUGGGCACCCCCGUCCACCACCCCCAGCUCCCCCCGCCCACCCCUCCCUCCUCCUCCUCAUCCUCCUCCUCCUCGCGGGCAGCGGGGGGGAUGGCCGCCAGUAGCUCCGCCCACUGGAGGACACGCCUCAACUCCUUUAAGAACAACCUGCUGGGAUCGCCACGCUUCCACCGACGCAAACUGCAGGUUCCAACACCGGAGGACAUGUCCAGUCUAACUCCAGAAUCAAGCCCAGAGCUGGCCAAGAAGUCGUGGUUUGGGAACUUCAUCAGCCUGGAAAAGGAGGAACAGAUAUUUGUUGUCAUUAGAGACAAACCGCUUAGUUCCAUUAAAGCUGAUAUAGUCCAUGCCUUCUUGUCUAUCCCGUCCCUGAGUCACAGCGUCGUCUCCCAGACCAGCUUCAGAGCAGAAUAUAAGUCCUCUGGUGGCCCCUCCGUCUUCCAGAAGCCUGUUAAGUUCCAGGUGGACAUUGCCUUCUCUGAGGGAGAGAGGGACAGAGAAAAGGAACGAGCCGAGAGGGAAGGAAAGAGGGAAAAUGGCAUCUACAGUGUGACUUUCACCCUCAUAUCAGGUCCAAGUCGCAGGUUCAAGAGAGUGGUGGAAACGAUUCAAGCCCAGCUACUUAGUACUCAUGAUCAGCCAUCUGUGCAGGCACUGGCUGAUGAGAAGAAUGGGCAGCUGACCUCGCGUCCGCCCAGCACCCCGACCCGGCAAAACUCCCGACGUUCGGAAGGAGGCGGGGACCGGGGCGAGAGGUGUGAGCAUGGUGACGCAGGGAUAGGGGGCAGUGGGAGCGUGCUUCAGAGGAGGAGCUCGGGCAAAGACAAGACCAGACUCCUUUCCUCCAAUGGGACACAGUCCCAGCCCUGAGGGAACAUUCUGGAAACAGACAACAGGAUAGGGCAGAUAGAGAGAGAUGACCCUAGAGAACAACACAGACAAACCCCCUCAGACUACCACUAUCACCACUACCACCGUCACAUCUACCAAACCACCUGACCCAGCAAUCAUCAUCACAAACCACUGCUUCAACCUGAAACGGGCCCAACAAGAUAGUUGGCCACCAAGAUGGAAGAAAGAAAAUAGCGGAUGAGAGUAAAACGCAGUGUCACUCAGAUUAGUUUCAGAACAGAAGACAAGAUCAGAAAAAUGUCUAAUUGUACGUUUGAAGUACAACACAUCAUGCAACUGCCAACAACAAUAUGUAGCCAGUAAAAUAAGCGGGCAGACUUAUAUAGGGAAUGGCAGGCUCUGAAUGGUUAAAGGCUAAAUGGAUUUUUUUUUUAAGUUAUCUGGUCUACAACCAAUAAGAUGAAAACCAUUGUGAAAAUUCCGAAAUAAUAUCAACAAUUAUAACAGUGUUUCCCAGUUGACGUGGAUCCACUUUUAAGUUUUACCUAACAUCGGUUUUUGGGACAGUGAGAGUGAAAUAUUACGGGUCAAGUCAAUUCAGUGGAUAUCAAGGAAACAGACAGGUUGGGUCCUUUCACUGGAUUCUCAUUAACGAUAAGUUACGAGAACAGAAACAUGGUAGAAUUUAAAGAUAAUGAUGAGGAACACUGCAUCAAAAUCAGAAUGAAGCGUCCAAAUGCAUCUUUUGCAUCCAAGUAGCUCCAAAGAUGUCAAUACAGCUAUUUGAACAAAAUAAAGACAAAUAUCUGUUUUUCUUUAUAACUAAGCACCACAAUUGUAUGAUUCCUAAAAUGCAAUUGAAACAAACUUAUGAAAACCAUCUUGCCUUUAAAUGAGGAUUAAGCAACAGAUAUCUCUACAGAUAUCACGCAAGUCAAAGAAAAAUAACAGACGAGGUAUGGAAGAAAGUCUCAACGCCCCCACUACAACUGACAUCUGGAAUAUGUAGAGAUUUCAAACAGGUAAUGGAACGAUAUAACUAGAAUCAUUAGAGUAGAACUAUGAAUGGAACCCUCAGCAGAUCCUCUGAAUGAUGAGCUCUGUUCACUUCAGUCCAAUGGAAGAUGAAGAAGAUGUAGUUCAAAGGAAGUUACCUUCAUCGGUUGUUUAUUCCAGGAGGACUGAACCAAGCACUCCACAUACAUUAUUGUUUUCUACAGAAAACAACCAACCAUCCCUCCUCCCUCCCUUACAUUCACAAUAUGGCCGACAUGGGGCACUGAAUGAUGCGGCUUUUGAAAAGGCCCUAAACUGACUUGUUCUGUUAAGAGAGCAGAGGGUGGUGAGGAGGUGGAAAAGCUCAUUUCAAGAAACAAAGAGACUUUGACUUAAGGAUGACAGAGAAAAACAUUGAAACCGCUGCACACUCAUUCCCAGGAGAGGAAAGGAACAGACCACACAAAAAUUAUGAAAUCCAUUUAGUUUUUUGUUUGCUUUCACCUUUUGUUUAUGUGAUUUGAGCACAAAUGAGUUUGAUGUUUGCCGCCAACAAAAUGGAGUUAACGCUAACCAAGUGAAUGUCAAAAACAAACACUAUUGUGACAAUAUUUAUUUAUUUCAUUUUAUGUCAUAGAUUUAUUUAAUAUUUAUUUAUGUAUUUAUUUGUUGAUUUAUAUAUUGCAAAGAGGAAAUGUAGUGGAAAGGGAAGAUGCUGACAAAAAUAGAGGGGAAAGUUCUGUUGGAAUAUUGGAACAGCAUUGAAACUGACAAAAUGGCUGCUGUAGUUGAAACCAGAUUGAACCCUCUUUUCAAUGUUUUAGAAACCAAUGCUGCAAAAUUUCUCCCUGCUCUUUUUGAUGUCUUUAUUGUUGAUUUGUCUUUGUUUGGUAUAAUGAAGAUUUCCCAUUUAAAGCAACAAAACAAAACUAAUUUUAAGAAAUGAAGGAUAGAUUUGAUGCUUUGGGAAUUUCUGGGAUGGCAAAAAAUAUGAAAAUCUUCCAUGAAGUAAAUAAAACAUUAUCGCAUAGACACUUGAAAAAGCAGAGAGCAGGAAAGGGUGGGGAUAGUAAUCUCUAAUUCCUUCUUUGUCAUAUUCUGCUAGAAUGUUGUUACUUAAGCGUACAAAGAUAUGGACACACCACCUAAAAACACUGACUGAGGGCCCAACAUCACGUGCAGAACACAAGCAGUAUUCACAUACACACGGACCCUCCUGUUCUUUCAGAGAAAAAAAAAACGAUUCUAAAUUUGACCUUAAAAUUGGAAUGCACUGUCCUAAAAGACACAAAACAAAUAAAGUGGUUUCCCCCUACCAUCCCUUCGCCCUUGGCCACUGCCAUGCCCCCC